UGAUUGGCACCAUGUCAACGAAGUGACCUUGAAUGGGUCAGUGCCUGAAACGUAAUCAUCCUAUAACUUAGAGGCCUGCAGCCGCCUGCCAGUUGCAGAGCAUAACCUCAAACACCACAUUAAAUACUAGGUUUUACCAAACUGUCUCGCCAUCUACUAGCUAUAGUACUUAUACGACCUACGUGGCACUGGCAGCCUGGCCUUGCUCGCUGAAUGGCUUCGGGCUUCGCCGGACAGCCCGAGAGCUGCUUUAAUGAUCUCUUUGCAUUUUCGUGCCUUCUACGGUACAUGCAGACGAACCGACCCGGAUGACUACUCUUAUCUGCACCGUAUAGCUUGUGUCUAAGCCCAAUUGGGGCGGCGGCAACAGGAUAUUUCUUCAUGUAACAAAAAAUCACCUGACAUCAACAUCGGCAGUAGGCGAAACUCCCCAUGGUUGUGGAAUGUGGAUCAUGCAUGGGAAGACUGUUACGUUCUAACGCAUGCUUGACCUGCAGGAACCAUUGCGUCUUGCCCCAUGAACGUUCAAGCUCAAGCCUCUGGUUGAUAUUUGUACCCACACAUCAAUCAUCUGAGCAUUACGCCCACGUGAGGCCCACCGUGCCUUUGUUGCUAUAUUCACGUCGAAUCUCGAUUUUAAAGAUUUGUUUACGCCGCAUCUAGCACGGUAUAAAAGUUAUGCAUGAAUGCCUAGAGCCAUACGUGUACGACGAACGUGCGCAGGGUACAUUGACCAACUGCCCAAAGAACAUGGAGCAACCGGCGUGAUGGAUCUUGGCCCAACAGGAUUCAGCUAUAAAAGCCUUCUGGCAGUUGUUGACAUACGCCGUGCAUUCAUCGCUGUCUAGCUCAUCAUGCAGUUGUCUGUUGCAACACUCGUUCUCUGUGCCGUUCAGGCCGUGCUUUCUCAAAAGAUCAUCCUGACGAACGAUGACGGUUGGGCGACUGCUCAAAUUCGUGCUCAGAACGAUGCCUUGAUCACAGCUGGCUUCGAUGUUGUUCUUUCUGCGCCCGCCCUGCAGAAGUCGGGCACGGGAUCUUCGAGUGCACCUCCUACUCCUCUCACGCAACCGUGCGAGUUUAAUACCUGCCCUACUGGUUCUCCAGCUACAGGCUUCAAUGCUUCUAAUCCUCGGCUUAACUACGUGAACUCAUUCCCUGUCGAUGCGGCUCGCUUUGGCAUCCAGACGUUGGCCCCCCAAUUCUUCGGGUCUCCGCCUGACUUUGUCGUCAGCGGACCGAACAUUGGCACUAAUCUUGGAAGUGGGAUUACAGGCUCAGGCACUGUUGGUGCCGCAAGCGAAGCAGCUCUUGAAGGCAUUCCUUCCGCCGCCUUUUCAGGAGCUACGGGAUCCCAAGUUUCUUACACGACUCUCGUCACCGACCCCAACUCUACAUCCAGUGUCGCAGCGCGUCUCUACGCUGGUCUCGUCGCGAAAUUCACCAAAGCACUUAUCACACCCGCUGCUCGGCCUAUCCUGCAACCGGGCAUCACUCUGAACGUCAACCUUGCUGCUACAUCUGGGUCUGGAUGUACCAACGCGUCGAACUUCAGGUUCAUCUUUACGAGGCUGGUAGCUAAUUCGGGUGCUACGGAUGUCUCGACGUGCGGGACUACUCAUCUGCCAGAUGAGAGCACUGUCACUAGGAGUGGAGGGUGCUUCGUGACCGUGACCGUCAUUGAUGCGACGACGAAGAAGGAUGUGAACGCUACAGUUCAGGGUGUGGUCCUGAACAGGUUGCAAAACUUGCCCUUCACCUGCUUCAACUGAAGCUGCUCAGUUGAUCUAAAUCUUAGAAUGCCGUAGAAUGCCGUAGAAUGCCGUAGAAGUUGGGAAUACCUGUCUUGCUUGAAGUUCUAUAUCCGAAACAGUAUGAAUGUAGAAUUUUCAACAUUGACGUGAAUAU
Somion occarium is the source of this 1908-nucleotide messenger RNA. The record is from the annotation of a GenBank genome assembly. NCBI's taxonomy places the organism in Eukaryota, Fungi, Basidiomycota, Agaricomycetes, Polyporales, Cerrenaceae.